AUGCAUCUUAAGGGCAUUAGACCUGGGGAUUUUAUUUCCAUAUGUUCGCCAAAUGAUGUAGAUUGUAUCGUGCCGUACAUCGCGUCAUUUUUCAUAGGAGCGAUAUCGGCUUCAAUAUGCGAAGAGAUGUCAGUGGAAGAAAACCUUUAUUUGCUAGAGCAAGUUAAUCCAAAAAUGAUAUUCGUACAUAAGGGAGCCGUUGAAUUGGUUGAGAAAGUUGCUGAAAGGUUGGCGCAUGACCCAAUUAUAGUAGUUUUUGGUGCAACAGAAAAGCACACUCCUUUCGAAGAAUUUUUGACCGAACAUUGCCGAGAAGAUCAAUUUCGCCCUCGAGAAGUGGCCAACCUUGAUGAGACGGCCAUCGUUAUUUUUAGUAGUGGCACGACGGGUAGACCAAAAGGAAUUUGUCAUACCCAUUAUUCUGUGCUCUCAAACUUCACAUUUUCUGAUCGAAAGGAAAACUUACGAAUUGCGAUAUUUUCCUCGUCCUACUGGAUAGCCUUCCACGUCUUCGCUUUUAAAGCGCUAACAAACGGUUUCACUAGAAUCGUCUUCUCGGACUUCGACGCGAUGAAUCCCUGGUCGAUACUGAACUAUCGUAUGGACUAUACCUUUUUAGGUCCGAACGAAUGUAUGGCUUUUGUAAGAACGCAAAAGCCUCCAUUUACCGACCCUUCUAAUGUAAAGGAACUAGCCAUGGCUGGUAACUCCAUAAGUGCGGAUCAAAUCGCAAAACUUCAAACUGAGUUUCCGGAUGCGUUCAUUCACAGUCUUUACGGUCAAACGGAAGUAUUCGAAGAGAUUUUUCACUUUCCACACAGUGCAGAUUCUAGAAGUUUUACCGUGAGAUAUCCAACUUCCGUCGGUUUCCCCAUUGCCGGUUUUCAUUACAAAGUGGUCGACCUAGAUACCGAAGAAAUUUUAGGGCCAAAUCGGAAAGGCGAGCUGAGGAUACGGUCGGCGUGCCAAACCUCGGGUUACUACAAUCGGGGACUCGUCAGAAAUGUUCGACUCGGAAGGUUGGUUGAAGACGGGUGACUUGGUGUACUAUAAUGAGGAGCGGUAUUUCUUCAUCACUGGUCGAAUUAAAGAAAGUUUCAAGUACCUGUACCACCAUAUCUGCCCAGUAGAGAUUGAGAGCGUACUUUUGGCGCAUCCGUCGGUCGGAAGGGCGGUUGUUUUGGGCCUUCCCCAUGAGACCGACGAUAAUCAUCCAUUCGGUUUAGUCGAGUUACUAGAAAAUCAACCCAAGGUAACGGCCGAUGAUCUCGUAUGUUACGUAGAAGGGAAGGUUGAGGAUAAAAAGCGGCUGAGGGGAGGAGUGAGGAUAGUGGCACGCAUUCCUUUAACUCCUACUGGUAAAGUUCAGCGCUUAAAAUUGCAAGAAAUGCUUCAAAAGCAAGAAUUUUGAUUAUU
Photinus pyralis (common eastern firefly) is the source of this 1416-nucleotide messenger RNA. RefSeq names its product luciferin 4-monooxygenase-like. Bases 1 to 1038 code for a protein of 345 amino acids. The record is from RefSeq and is a predicted model, not a curated record. Gene Ontology annotation, molecular function: long-chain fatty acid-CoA ligase activity. Gene Ontology annotation, biological process: long-chain fatty acid metabolic process; fatty-acyl-CoA biosynthetic process. The transcript has 3 exons. Lineage: Eukaryota; Metazoa; Arthropoda; Insecta; Coleoptera; Lampyridae.